Molecule: messenger RNA, 1040 nt
Organism: Aspergillus saccharolyticus JOP 1030-1
Lineage: Eukaryota; Fungi; Ascomycota; Eurotiomycetes; Eurotiales; Aspergillaceae
Product: putative SNF7 family protein (Cta1)
Exons: 2
Coding region: 221-871 (216 amino acids)
Biological process (GO): vesicle budding from membrane; late endosome to vacuole transport via multivesicular body sorting pathway
Cellular component (GO): multivesicular body
Source: RefSeq, a predicted model, not a curated record
GGUGGAAGUAAGCGUUGCGAUAAAGUCGAUUGUAGGCGGCGAGACUAACAAUAUUUACUGCCUAACGGGGGCAGUUUUCUGUUCCCGCCCGCCUUCCCCCCAACUCCAGCUUCCCCGAUCGCCACAACACAGAACACAUUCAACCAACCCUCUUCUCACUUCUGUCAUCGGCCACUUUCUUGAUCAUCAGUGAUCGCGCUCUUACAAGAAAGAUACCACAAUGAACCGCUUAUUCGGUAGCAAGAACACGGCUCCCAAGCCAACACUAGACGGGGCCAUCAGCAAUGUAGAAAACCGCAUCUCUAGCAUUGACGUCAAGCUAGCAGCCCUGAACUCGGAACUCUCGACCUACCAGGCCAAAAUCGCCAAGAUGCGCGACGGGCCCGGCAAGACCGCCCUGCGCCAAAAGGCCCUGAAGGUGCUACAGCGGCGGAAACAGUACGAGGCCCAGCGUGAUCAGCUGUCGCAGCAGUCGUGGAACAUGGAGCAGGCGGGCAUGAUGCAGGAUAACCUGAAGAAUGUGAUGACGACGGUGGAUGCUAUGAAGACGACCACCAAGACUCUGAAGAAGCAGUACGGGCAGAUUGAUAUCGACAAGAUUGAGCGCAUGCAGGACGAAAUGGCCGAUCUGAUGGACAUUGGGAAUGAGAUCCAGGAGAGCAUAUCGCGCGCCUACGAUGUGCCGGAGGAUGUCGACGAGGCGGAGCUCGACGCCGAACUGGAGGCCCUGGGCGAGGAGACCAUGAUGGAAGGCGCCAUGGCGGACAGUGCCAUGCCCAGUUUUCUCCAGGACGAGGUCGCGCCCCCGCAAUUCAUUGAUGAGCCGCCGGAGCAGAGCAAGAUUAAGGAGCCUGCGGGCGGGCUUAGCUGAAAAAUCGCGUGGAUGGCGUGCAACUGGGUUCUGUGUGUCUAGCUAUUUUGGAAUUUUGAAGCAUUCGGAGUUGGGUCAUGUUAAUUCCCCUUCAAGUUUUCACGGAAAGCAAAUUCAUCUAGUCUUCGUCUCCAACAUAAUACUAUAUACGAAAAUGUGACCAGCGAGC